CCCACAGCUGGGGGUGGUUCUCGCCUGGCCGCCCUCCCUCCUCCCCUCCCUCCCUCUCUGCCGGCGGGCUGCUCCCUCCCCGUGGGGCGCAGGGAGGCGAGCCCGCCCGCCCGGGAUGCCAUGGCUCCGCCGGGCUCCGCGCUGCCCGCCUGCCUGCUGGGGCUGCUGCUGCUUGUCUGCCGCGGAGAUUUUGGCCGUUCCUCUGAGCUGGCGUUCGUUGUGGAGCCUAGUGAUGACAUAGCUGUGCAGGAGCAACCCUUGAUCCUCUACUGCCAGGUGGAGGGCAUCCAGCCCAUCACCAUCACGUGGCGGAAGAAUGGCGUGAUGAUCGUGGACAGUGAGAACGCCUUUAUGUUGGCCAACGGGUCUCUCUACGUCUCCCGCUUCCAGAGGCUGCGGGGAGAUGGGUCCUCGGAUGAAGGCGAGUACGACUGCAUGGCACAGAACCACUACGGGCUGCUGGUGAGCCGCAAGGCAAAGAUUCAGGCAGCAACAAUGUCUGACUUCCACAUCCACCCUCAGAAUGCAGUGGUGGAGGAAGGCGGGGUAGCAAGAUUCCAGUGCCAGAUCCACGGCUUGCCUGAGCCAGUCAUCCUAUGGCAUAAGAACAGCAUGCCAGUCAACACAGACAAUGAAAGGUACACGCUGCUCCCCAAGGGGGUUCUCCAGAUAACGGGGCUGAGGGCAGAAGACAGUGGGAUAUUUCACUGCGUUGCCACCAACAUUGCUAACGUGAAGUUCAGCCGGGAGGCCCGGCUCACCGUGUCAGGCUCCCACUCCACCGUGUACAAGGACCCCAUGAUCCUCGUGGGCCCGGAGAACCUGACGCUGACCGUGCACCAGACGGCGGUGCUGGAGUGCAUCGCCACCGGCAACCCCCGGCCCAUCGUCUCCUGGAGCCGCCUGGACGGCCGCCCGAUUGGCGUGGAGGGGAUCCAGGUGCUGGGCACAGGAAACCUCAUGAUCUCGGACCUCACGGUGCAGCACUCUGGCAUCUACGUGUGCGCCGCCAACAAGCCCGGCACGCGCGUGCGCCGCACGGCGCAGGGCAGCCUCGUCGUGCAAGCCCCAGCAGAGUUUGUGCAGCAUCCCCAGUCCAUUUCCAGACCUGUGGGGACUACUGCCAUCUUCACAUGCGUGGCCCAAGGGGAGCCCCCUCCCCAGAUCACGUGGCUGAGGAACGGGCAGAUCCUGGAGACCAGCGACCACAUCAAGCUGAAGAACAACAACAGCACUCUCUCCAUCUAUGGGAUCAACCAGGCGGACGAAGCCAUCUACCAGUGCCUGGCCGAGAACAGCGCGGGCUCCACGCAGGCCAGCGCCCGCCUCACCGUGCUCUGGGCUGAUGGGCUGCCCAGCCCUCCUCAGAGCGUGAGGGCAGAGACUGUCUCUGCCACCACCAUCCAGGUGUCCUGGGAAAAGCCCCUGCAGAACACCAAGGAGAUCAUUGGCUACGUGCUGCACAUCCGGAAAGCUGCAGACCCCGUAGAGAUGGAGUACCAGGAGGCUGUUAGCAAGAGCACCUUCCAGCAGCUAGUGACUGAUCUGGAGCCCUCGACCAGCUACAGCUUUUACAUAAAGGCUUACACCUCGCGGGGUGCCAGCAAAGCCUCAGAAGUGACGGUGGUGAGCACGCUGGGGGAAGUCCCAGCCAUGCCAUCCCUCUUUAUUAAAGUCAUUAACAGCACCACCGUGCAGGCAACGUGGGAGCCCUCCAUCAAACUGGGCCAGCACGAAGGCUUCAAGCUGUAUUACCGCAAAGUCCACCUCUCCCAGUACACAGGUCCAGUGGUCCUGGCCAGCAACAUCACAGCCUACAACAUUACCCACCUGGAUGCAUCGGUGGUGUACGAAGUCAAGCUCCUCGCCUACAACCAGCACGGGGACGGGAACUCCACUGUCCGCUUCGUGUCCCUGAGGGAAACUGUGGAGAGGACAGUGCUGAAUCCUCCCUGUGACUGCAUGAAGGACGAGCAGAACAAUAAAACCUCCACGACCGGCAUCAUCAUCGGGAUCCACAUCGGCGUCACGUGCAUCAUAUUCUGCAUCCUCUUCCUUAUGUUUGGGUACCGAGGAAGGCUGCUGAUGUGCAAAAAUGUGCAGGAGCAGCUGUCAACCCCUCAGAUCCCCCGGAGCCAGCGGAGUGCCACGGGCCUUGUCCUGAACGGGGCCACUCGGAGAGACAGGGAUGACCGGGACCUGAACGGAAAGCAGCUGGAUAUGAAUGAGCUGGAGAGGUUAUUCCCAGCAUCCCCAUCCCAGGAGCAGCAGGAGAAGGGAAUAACGUCGGCUCACAGCCUGUCAGCCCCCCAUGAUGAAACCCAGAUCUCCACACUCCCUCUGGAUGAGUUCAGCAUCAUUGAGGAGCAGCCAGACCCCCUCCCACAAAACCCCCAUGCCAGCAGUCCUGCUGCUCCAGCUCCCAACCACGGCUCUGCCAAUGAAGGAUAAAACUGCCAAGACUCAAAGCCUCUUGUAGGAGUUACCAGAAACCAAACCCACGGCUGGUGA
Messenger RNA from Zonotrichia leucophrys gambelii, 2511 nucleotides. It is a transcript of the gene IGDCC3, whose product is annotated as immunoglobulin superfamily DCC subclass member 3. Gene Ontology annotation, molecular function: protein binding. The record is from RefSeq and is a predicted model, not a curated record. Bases 121 to 2451 code for a protein of 776 amino acids. The transcript has 14 exons. Gene Ontology annotation, biological process: cell-cell adhesion. NCBI's taxonomy places the organism in Eukaryota, Metazoa, Chordata, Aves, Passeriformes, Passerellidae.